GGAAGCAAGGUUAAUGUUGCAUGUAGCAGACGAAUAAACCGGCUCGUGCUGUAUUAGAUGGUUGCCAUGGUAGCCGCUACGUUUGAUACCAAAGAUGGCGAGCAAAUGAAAAUAUCUGUCUAUUAUUAACUGUUUGUUUAUAUAUUUAAUUUUCACUUGCUUCAAAAAUAUUGAGAGUUUUAAUAAAUCCAUGAUCACGUUGGGUUUUUUUUCUGCUAUAAACCGACGUAGCAGUGACGUACCUGUUUCCUUCUUCCUCCAGCUCUUGAGCGAAAUGGCGGCUGAAUAUGUUAGGUUUUUGUACAUUAGCUAACGCAAAACCAAUUUAAGACGCAAUUUUGGUAUCUAGGCGCCAUAAUCGGGUUCCUUCUUUAGUUCUAGUCUAGCAAAUUUCUGGGUUGAAGGCAAAGUUCGGAAAGUCAAGCCUCGAAGGAGUUUCCCUGUGCCGCACGGAGUGAAGCCACCACCACACACAAAUUUCUCAACUAGGAUAUCUGCAAGUCACUUUCAAAGAUGUCUGACAUUCUAACAAGAGGGUUCAGGGCCCAGCUGACCACAGCUAUGGAAUCUAUUUCGAGGAGAGCCGUGUUUGAAAUAAUGAAGAUUUUUGAAAACACAUUGUAUGACAAUCAAAUGGAGCUGGCACAGAAAGGACAAGAGGUCGCCCAACUUAAAAUAAAGUUACAGACAGCAGAGCUAAAGCUGAAAGAACUUGAGGAUGCAAGAGGAGGACAGGUAAAGACGAAUAAAGUCCAGACGAAUCCGUCGCAAACAGAGGUUGAAGUUGUCACAGAAACUCCAGGACAGUCUUCUGAGGUUCCUGAGAUUGAUUUUGAAGUACCCGAUGACUGGUGUUCUCCUCUGGGCUACGAGACUGUGACCAAACCAGAUGAAGUUGUGUGUCCCAGUGUACGACUACGGCCGUUGUCCAUACCUCUGUGUCAUAUUACAAUCCCCAAGGAUGAGGCAGUUCGCUGUGACAUUGACUUGAACCAGAGAAGAAAGGGUGCCAGGAGAUCCAGUAGAAUUUCAAAUUUAAAAGAGAGCAAAAAAACAGGUAAGGACAAAAAAUUACCAGCACAUGAUCAUCGGUUUCAGAACAUUAAAAAUGAUGUGAAACUGUUACUCCAUGACAUCAAAGAGGAAUAUCCGGACCUGAUUGCUUUGGAACAUCAUAGACAAAGGAGGAGAAAAUUAACAGGACAAAAGCAAGAAAAUGAAGUGAAGAGCAAAAGAGAGCAAAGAAAAAUUGCAUCAACUGAGUCCACAUCCAAAGAACAUGAAACAAUGGAAAGUGGCAGCAAAAAUGCUUACUCCUGCAAGAUUUGCAAAAAAGUUUUCGAUACAGAAUUUGGCCGAAAUGUGCACGUACGAUCACACAAAACGUGUCAAGGCUGCAAGAAAAUCUUCCCAAUUCCGAGCACACUGAGACAUCAUAAACGUAAUUGUGCAAAACUCAAGAAAUUGUUGGCAGCCAGCUCUGAAGGCAAACCAGCUGAUAAAAGAGAAACCCGUACGGCAAGCAAAAAACAGGCUAUCAGUGAAGAGACAACACAUUCCUCAAGCAGCAACAACAAUAAGGAGGGAAAUAAAAACGCGGGAAGGUACCCCUGUACGCACUGCAGCAAGUCAUUUGAUUUUCGGUUCAAGUUAAUAGAGCACAUGCGGAUUCAUACCGGUGAAAAGCCGUAUUCAUGCAGCAUUUGUCAAAAGACAUUCCGCAUUGCUCAGUCACUCAGAUUGCACAUGGUGAAAAGACACAAUGACCAAAACACGGAAAUAAAUGGAGACCUAUAUUGGACCAAACCUUUAGAAGAGAUCGAAGAGAACACAGGGGGUUCAGUUUCUCCCCGCAAACACACGAGUGAGGAAAUCGUGCAAAACAAAGAAAGGCGUCGGUCAAAGAAAAGCUCCAGAUGGCAAACAAUGGGCGUGCGGCACAAUCAUGGCUUCAUGUGCUUAUCCUGUCACAAGGUGUUGAGGAGCAAAAUAAUCUUGAUUGAACACUAUCGCAUCCACACAGGAGAGAAACCCCUAAAAUGCGACAGGUGUCCUGCGAUGUUUCGUACUAAUGCGCAGCUGUACGUGCACAAAAAGAAGUGCCGCUCUCCUCCGGCAGCUAUCCAGUGCAAGAAUUGUGGGAAACAAUUACCCUCACAAGAGGUUUAUGACAAGCAUGUGUCUAAAUGUAAAAAUUAGAGCAGGCUCGCCUAAAGGACUAAACCAAAGGACUCCUCUAGUACCAUAUCACGCGCUAACAUCAGUACUAAUUACUGUGAGUAAAGGUGUCAUUACCUGACUGUGGACAUUGAAACACUGGAUUUUGUCUCUGGUGGCUUUAAGUUAAACUGUACUGUUUGUUUGUUUGUUUUGUUUUUUGUUUAAUACAAUUACAUGAUUGUCUUUCAUCUCUGGCGUAUUUUAAAACAAUACAUAAAACAUAAUAAUCAACAAUCAGGUGAUGUCUGCUAUUGACAAAUUGGUAAGAAGAAAUGUCACUAAACUAAGAGUUACACUUUUUUAAUCCACCUAAAACUUUUUUUUCACUAAUAACAUGAAAAUACAUUUUGGGGUUUAAGCAGUGGUUCAGGCUAGUGCAGAUGUAUAAUAACCCUCAGAAAUUUCAGUCUAAAUACUUCUAAAGAAGUUUUUGGUUUUGUUUGGGUUUGUUUUAAAUAUAUUAAAUACCUCAUAAAUUGGGAUAGUUCAUCAUAUUCAUGCAAAAGUUCUGUAAAACCAACAUUGCCUUAAAGUAGACCUGCACUUUGACCAUAAUAGUGACUGCAGUGGUUGUGGUAAUGGAUACUGAAAGACUAACUACAUCAAUAUAGGUUGCAUAACAUAGAUCCCUGCUUGCUAAACUCUGUUUUAAAGGCUUACCCUCUUGUUCAUGUUUAUAACUUGAGCUAAAUGCCAUUCUCGCUGUCUGUCUGUUUUGUGUUUAGCUUGUCCUGUCGUUGUAAACAGCAGUUUGAGAAAUCACAUGUCUUGACCUUUCACAUCAUCCCAAAUUGCCUGAUGUGCUUGAGUGCUUGAGCUUUUCAUGUUGACUGUAUUUACUGGAAAAAAAUCAGUUAUUCUAAAGGUUCAACUGUUGUUUUAUAUCUGAAAACAUUUAAUUGUUCUGUGGUUUUGAUACCUUUGCAAUUUUUAUACAGCUUUUAAUAUAUUUUGUACGUUUGUUAAGUGAUGUUUUGGUUUUGGUUUUUUUUGUCCAAGUUUACAAAUUUCAAAAUGUGUUUAUGUGUGCAUUAAAUAUUGAUUUCUGAAACAGUCAGAACAAAUAUGAAUGCGUUUUACUUUUUUAACUGCUCCAAACCAAAUAUGUGGUUUUAUUUUUGUCGUGUGGGUUUUUCUUUUUAAUCUAUAUGUAAUAGGUGAUCUUACAAGCCUGUUAUACUUUUUCUUUGUAACCGCACUGUAAUUGCUAGAUUGAAUCGUUGUCACGUUUAAAUAAAACCCAAAUUUUA
Messenger RNA from Pelmatolapia mariae (spotted tilapia), 3470 nucleotides. RefSeq names its product zinc finger protein 558-like. NCBI's taxonomy places the organism in Eukaryota, Metazoa, Chordata, Actinopteri, Cichliformes, Cichlidae. The record is from RefSeq and is a predicted model, not a curated record. The transcript has 5 exons. Gene Ontology annotation, biological process: regulation of transcription by RNA polymerase II. Gene Ontology annotation, cellular component: chromosome; nucleus. The coding region runs from base 514 to 2199 and encodes 561 amino acids. Gene Ontology annotation, molecular function: chromatin insulator sequence binding; DNA-binding transcription factor activity, RNA polymerase II-specific; RNA polymerase II transcription regulatory region sequence-specific DNA binding.